CAGAUUAAAAAAUAGUAUUUGUAUUUUAGUUUUAAAAAAAUAAAAAUAAUUCAAACAAAAAACGAUCUUUUGCUUAUUUAUUUAUUUAUUUAUUUUUGGGCUUGCAAUAAUCACAUAGUUAAUUCUCUCCCGCGUAUGAUAAUAUCCUCCCCCUUUUAAAAGCCAAACGCCAACAAAUUCAACCUCUACCGAAGCUUCUACCGAAAAACUCUCCAUUUUUUUAAACCUCUCAAAACCUCCACCUUUUUCUCUAAAUUUAAACUCCCAUCCUCCUCCGACCAAAAUCCCUAAAUUCCGAACCCCCUUUCUCUCUCUAUAUCUCUGUCUCUCUCUCUCUCUCUCUUUCAACCAAUCAAAACCCAAAAACCCUGACCGACCCUACACCCGGUUCGGUCUCUCCCCGGCAUCCCACGAUGCCAGAGAUCGAACAGCAGCAGCAGCAGCCCCCGCAGGGGACUCCGCCACCGCCGCGCAUCCCUGACAAUGCCCUGUUCGGGAAAUACGAGCUGGGCAAGCUCCUCGGCUGCGGCGCCUUCGCCAAAGUCUACCACGCGCGCAAUGUCCGCACUGGCCAGAGCGUCGCCGUCAAGGUCAUCAACAAGAAGAAGCUUUCCGGCACCAGCCUCAUGUCCAACAUCAAACGCGAGAUCACUAUCAUGCGCCGCCUCCGCCACCCCAACAUCGUCAAGCUCUACGAGGUCCUCGCCUCCAAGACCAAGAUCUACUUCGUCAUGGAGUUCGUCAAGGGCGGCGAGCUCUUCGCUAAGGUCUCAAAAGGCCGAUUCUCAGAGAAUCUCAGCCGUAAAUACUUCCAGCAGCUCAUCUCCGCCGUCGGUUACUGCCAUUCCCGCGGGAUCUACCACCGCGAUUUGAAGCCCGAGAAUUUGCUCGUCGACGAGAACGGGAAUUUGAAGGUUUCGGAUUUCGGGCUCAGCGCCGUGACGGACCAGAUCCGACCCGACGGGCUCCUCCACACGCUUUGCGGGACCCCCGCUUACGUGGCGCCGGAGAUUUUGACGAAGAAAGGCUACGAUGGAGCGAAGGUGGAUGUGUGGUCAUGCGGCGUCAUACUCUAUGUGCUCAACGCUGGGUAUCUGCCGUUCAACGACCCGAAUCUGAUGGCGAUGUACAAGAAGAUUUACAAAGGCGAGUUCCGGUGCCCGAAAUGGAUGUCGUCGGAUCGGAAGCGGUUCUUGGGCCGCCUCAUGGAUACGAACCCGGCGACCCGGAUCACGGUCGACGAGAUCUUGAAGGACCCAUGGUUCAGAAAAGGCGGGUACAAGGAGAUCAAGUUCUACGACGAAGAUUGCUCCAUGGACAACAGCAAAAUUGGAGGAGGCGAUGAGGACCAGAAGGUCGUCACGAGCCUGAACGCGUUCGAUUUGAUAUCGUUCUCGGCCGGACUGGACCUGUCCGGGCUGUUCGACGACCAUUCGUACGGCGAGCGUUUCGUGUUGGAGGAGACGGUGGAGAAAGUGGUCGAGAGAGCGGAGGCGUUCGCGAAGGCCGAGGAAUUGAGGGUGAGGAGGAAGAAAAAGUGGGGGUUGGAGAUGGAGGGGCAGAAUGGUAAUUUGGCAAUUGGGGUCGAGGUUUACAGAUUGACUGAGAACCUCGUGGUGGUAGAGGCCAGGAGGACAGGUGGCGACGCUGGACCUUACAGGGAGAUGUGGAAGAACAAGCUCAGGCCUCAUCUGAUGUGCCCAGAUGAUCACGAGAUAUCACCACCAUUACCAACUCCUUCUUCUUCCUCUGCCGCUUCUUCGUCCUCGUCGCUUGCCCAGACGAUUGACUGAACGUCGGUGACCCCAAACGACGGGUCGUUUUUUGGAUGUAAAUAAAUAAUUAAUUCCAUGGAAAUGGGUUGGUUACAACUUACGGACCAAAAAAAAAACAAAAGAAUUAUGGUGGUGAUGUGUUGUCGUGCUCGCGUUUGUUUGUACGGGGAGGGAUUAAUAAAAGAGAUUACUAGACGAUUUUGUAAUCUGGGAUAUAUAUGGGAUUAGAUCAAAAGAUUAUAAUAGUCAGUUCAUAGACAAUCGUACAAGAUGUUGUACAGAAGACUGUGUAAGUGAUGAGGAGGGCAACACCAACAGAGAAUGAAGGGUUAGAUUUAACUCUAAUCUUA
This is a messenger RNA of Prunus avium (sweet cherry), 2125 nucleotides long. RefSeq names its product SOS3-interacting protein 4 (gene SIP4). Gene Ontology annotation, biological process: signal transduction; protein phosphorylation. NCBI's taxonomy places the organism in Eukaryota, Viridiplantae, Streptophyta, Magnoliopsida, Rosales, Rosaceae. The record is from RefSeq and is a predicted model, not a curated record. Gene Ontology annotation, molecular function: ATP binding; protein serine/threonine kinase activity.